AUGCCCACUUGGGAGGCUGCACUCGCUCCGUUUCUGCAUGGCCAGCGCCUGUGCUUGGACUUGCGCGAAAAGCAGGCCUUUGCCGAUGGGCACUUGGCGCAUGCAGUACACAUACACGGAAAGGAUGCGCUUGCGUCGCGGUUCAGUACGUUGCCUGCGCGCGGCGUUGCUUUUGUUGUGCUUUGCGCCGACGGUGCGCUGCAAGACACCAUCGCACUCUUCCAGCCGCCCGAGCGCUGGGACAUUGUGGGCGUAUUUGGACUAGGGUCAGAGGAGCAUAUAGUGGAGGGUAUUCACCCCGGCUACGCCGUAGCACUUCCCGCAUUUGCACAGUGGGCGCAGGCGCAUGGGAUUUGGCGCAGCGGCGCCAACCCGCGCGGCGCAGACGAUGCGCCUGCACUGCUUUUUGCGCCUGCACCUGUCGUUGCGCGCGCAUGCGCUUGGUGGGAUGCGCGGCACGAGCACGGUACACACACUUUGCUGGACGUGGGGUGCGGCGCAGGCCGCGACGCGACGUUUUUGCUUGCGCGCGGUCAAACACACUGGCACGCGACGACGAUGGAUCGGUGGCGCGCGGCAUUAGAGCGCGCAAAAGUAUUGCUCGAAGACAACGGGCUGCUUGCGCGCGCGUCUGUACUUGAGGCGGCCAUCACAGACACCGGUGCGCUCCGUAUGCACGACACAGUAUACCCGUUUUCGGAAGCGCCCCUACCACACGCCAUGUACGAUAUGGUGCUACUUAUUCGCUAUUGGAACAUGGCGCUUUUACAACAUAUCCCCAAGCGUGUCGCGCCGGGUGGGCUGGUCGUGCUGAGCCACUUUGUGCACGAGCCGCGGUCAGCGCAGGGCUUGGUUGUGGAGGCCACUUUGACACACUACGACACACCGCCCAUCGCAGCACGGAUUCAGCCAGGCGAUAUCGAGUGCCUAUGUGCCGCAUGGCAGGCUUUUGGCGUAUGGCAUGUGCUAGAGAAUCGUAUCGAGCCGAUCGAAGACAAACGCCCGGUGCAGAGCGUGCUUUUUUACCGUAGCGCCUAA
Messenger RNA from Malassezia vespertilionis, 1038 nucleotides. RefSeq lists its product as uncharacterized. The record is from RefSeq and is a predicted model, not a curated record. The transcript has a single exon. NCBI's taxonomy places the organism in Eukaryota, Fungi, Basidiomycota, Malasseziomycetes, Malasseziales, Malasseziaceae. Bases 1 to 1038 code for a protein of 345 amino acids.